Messenger RNA from Gastrolobium bilobum, 1860 nucleotides. RefSeq names its product O-fucosyltransferase 19. The transcript has 9 exons. Gene Ontology annotation, cellular component: cytoplasm. The record is from RefSeq and is a predicted model, not a curated record. Bases 1 to 1860 code for a protein of 619 amino acids. Lineage: Eukaryota; Viridiplantae; Streptophyta; Magnoliopsida; Fabales; Fabaceae.
AUGUCGUCCGCCGGCCCCACAACCACCUCUUCCAAUUGCACCAGCCCAAGGGUCGCCGCGGGGCCCACCACUACUCGACGGCGCGUCGCCGACAACAACAACAACAACAUCAUCGUCGACGCCGAGAAACAACAAGUAGUCUCCUCGAGCUUCUCCGAUUUCUCCGAGGUCGAACAGGACGACACCGCAACAAACCCCGUUCUGGGUGGGCCCCAUCAUCAUAACCACCACCACCACCACGCGCACCAUCACCACCUCCACGCUAUCACGCGCUAUCUCCUGCUCCGCUCCCGCAUACUCCACUGUGUGCCCGAGUCAUUCUUCCUCCGCGUGGAGCACCUCCUCCUCUGGCUCGCCGGUUCGGUUCAGUCGCUCCUGUCCGGGAAAAAAGUGGGCCGGAAGAUCUUCGCCUUCCUCAUGUUCAUAAUGGUGAUGUCGGUUUUCGUGAAGGUGUCUUUCAUCGGUGGUGGCGUUGAGAUGAAUGGAAAGAGCAUCGAAAAUGGCCACUUGAUUUUGCAGCGGUUCAAGGAAGAUUGGGCUUCGGCUCAGAGGGUCGUCACAGAAACCGGUUCAGAGACAUCAAUGCCCAAAAGGGUCCUCGAGAGAUUGGCUACUCCAGAAAUAUGGAUGAAACCAAAUAGUGACAGCUAUUACCAAUGCGUUACUCGACCCAGGAAUCGGAUAAGGACAAACUCAAAAACAAAUGGCUAUCUUCUUGUUCAUGCCAAUGGUGGAUUGAAUCAAAUGAGAACUGGGUUAUUGGCAAAAAUAAUGAAUGCCACUCUUGUCCUUCCUUCUCUUGACCAUGAUUCGUUUUGGACUGAUCCAAGGCACUUCAUGAAAUCUUUGAAAGACGACAUUGAGAUAGUUGAGUAUUUGCCAGUGCGGUAUGCUUCUGUGAAACCUCUUGUGAAAGCCCCUGUUUCCUGGUCAAAGGCUAGUUAUUAUAGAGGUGAGAUUCUUUCAUUGUUGAAGCGACAUAAAGUCGUACAAUUUACCCACACAGAUUCACGACUUGCCAACAAUGGCCUUGCUUCUUCUAUUCAGAAGCUAAGAUGCCGUGCCAAUUACCAAGCUCUCAAGUAUACCGCAGAGAUUGAGGAGCUUGGGAGGACUUUGGUCAAUAGGCUAAGAAACAAUAAUGAACCAUAUAUUGCCCUUCAUUUAAGAUACGAGAAAGACAUGCUAGCUUUUACCGGCUGCAGUCAUAAUCUCACUGCUGAGGAGGCUGAGGAACUAAGGGUUAUGAGGUAUGAAGUGAAGCACUGGAAGGAAAAAGAGAUUGAUAGUGUUGAAAGAAGAAUGCAAGGGGGGUGCCCUAUGUCACCUAGAGAGGCAGCAGUUUUUCUUAAGGCCAUGGGGUACCCUUCAACUACAACAAUCUACAUAGUUGCAGGGCCUAUCUAUGGUAGCAAUAGUAUGGCAGCCUUUCGCUCAGAGUACCCUAAUGUCUUUACUCAUUCCACCCUUGCAACUGAGGAGGAGCUAGAACCCUUCAAGCCUUAUCAAAAUCGUCUUGCUGCUUUGGAUUAUAUAGUGGCCUUGGAAAGUGAUGUCUUUGUCUAUACUUAUGAUGGAAACAUGGCCAAGGCAGUGCAGGGCCAUAGGAGAUUAAAUUUUGUUAGGCUGAUUGAUCAUAUGGAUGAGGGUUCCAUAUCUUGGGAAGCAUUUUCUUCUGAGGUUAAAAAUUUGCAUUCCGACAGGCUAGGUGGACCUUAUCUUAGACAGAUAGGAGAGUCACCAAGAACAGAGGAGAACUUUUUUGCUAAUCCCUUUCCUGGUUGUGUCUGUAACAAAACUCAGGAGCUAAUUGCAAGCCUGAAACCAGACCAUCGAUUUGGUGAUGGAUCACAAAGAUAG